UUCUGAUUGGCUAGGGCCAGGUGUGGGCGGGACGAGAAGAAGCCGGCUGGACGACGAGCGUGGGAGAGAGCCAGAAACCAGCUGGAGCCGAAGUCCUAGCAUUGUAGGAGGAUUCUUCAGCCACUAUGUCAACCGGCACAGAUGUUUCUCUUUCUUCAUACGAUGAAGAUCAGGGAUCUAAACUUAUCCGAAAAGCUAGAGAAGCACCGUUUGUUCCCAUUGGAAUGGCGGGGUUUGCAGCAAUCGUUGCAUAUGGAUUAUAUAAAUUGAAGAGCAGGGGAAAUACUAAAAUGUCUGUUCACCUGAUCCACAUG
Molecule: messenger RNA, 314 nt
Organism: Leptonychotes weddellii (Weddell seal)
Lineage: Eukaryota; Metazoa; Chordata; Mammalia; Carnivora; Phocidae
Source: RefSeq, a predicted model, not a curated record